AGUCUUUUGGGACCUGUCAUGUCUGCAGUUUCUGGUCAUCUCCUGUACUAUAGCCACAGUCUCUGAUCAUCUCCUGUACUAUGUCGACAGUCUCUGGUCAUCUCCUGUACUCUGUCUGCAGUCUCUGGUCAUCUCCUGUACUAUGUCCGCAGUCUCUGGUCAUCUCCUGUACUAUGUCUGCAGUCUCUGGUCAUCUCCUGUACUGUGUCUGCAGUCUCUGGUCAUCUCCUGUACUAUGUCCGCAGUCUCUGGUCAUCUCCUGUACUAUGUCCGCAGUCUCUGGUCAUCUCCUGUACUAUGUCCGCAGUCUCUGGUCAUUCCUGUACUAUGUCAGUCUCUGGUCAUUCCCUGUCUCUGGUCAUCUCCUGUACUAUGUCCGCAGUCUCUGGUCAUCUCCUGUACUCUGUCUGCAGUCUCUGGUCAUCUCCUGUACUCUGUCUGCAGUCUCUGGUCAUCUCCUGUACUAUGUCUGCAGUCUCUGGUCAUCUCCUGUAGUAUGUCCGCAGUCUCUGGUCAUCUCCUGUUGUAUGUCAGCAGUUUCUGGUCAUCUUCUGUACUAUAUCCACAGUCUCUGGUCAUCUCCUGUACUGUGUCUGCAGUCUCUGGUCAUCUCC
This is a messenger RNA of Staurois parvus, 614 nucleotides long. NCBI's taxonomy places the organism in Eukaryota, Metazoa, Chordata, Amphibia, Anura, Ranidae. The record is from the annotation of a GenBank genome assembly.